GUGGUGUAGUGCGCUUAUCUAGGGAGAUGGAGAUAUUUUGUGAUGAGACUCGUGACGUAGUUGAGGCUUAGUCAAUCCGCGCGCUCCAUCAGUCGAGCCUAUAUUAAUGCGUUAAGCCGCGGUGAGGCGAGUUGUCUCUCUGCAGCAUCAGGGACUAGGAAAUAACUGGGAGCUGGACUGUUUUUCAAAUUACACACAAUCUUACAAUUAGGAGAAACGGACAUUGCACUUAAAAAAAAAAUUAUAAUAAUUGUCGGGUUGGAUCUAAAUAACUUUUGCUAUUCUUUGUGAAAUCUGUGACUUUUCGUGCAUCGGGGCUUUGUCUUGCACACUUUUUGAUUUGCGAAUACAGCUUUUUUUGGACGCUCCAGCUCAACGCGCGUGCUUCUCGCGCGGCAGCGAUGAUCGCGUUCUUCGUCGCGCUCCUCUGCGCGCGCGCGCUGGCCGCCGGGCACGCGACGCGCGCUGACGGCCAGCCCCAGGGCGAGCGCUUCGUGUGCACCGCCGUGCCCGCGGGCGCCGACCUCAGCUGCCCAGUGGACGCGGACAACCGCGUGCAGAGCGCGAGCCCUCAGGAGGACGAGUUCAGGAGCACGAUCGUGCAGCUCCGCGAGACCGUGCUGCAGCAGCGGGAGACCAUCGCGAGUCAGCAGGGCACCAUCAAGGAGCUCAACUCCAAACUUUCGCGCUGCGAGGCCGCGGCUCACGACGCGCGCGACGCGAAGUGGCGCGGGGGCGCGCGCAGAAAGGACUACGGGAAGAACACCAUGGGCGAUCUGCCGCGCGAUCCUGCGGAAACCAUCGAGCAGCUCGGCAAGACGAUGCAAGGACUGAAGGAUCGACUGGAAAACUUGGAGCAGCAGCUGCAUGCCAAUGCAUCCGGUGCGGCAUUCCCCAAUGAACUGCGUGACUUGCUCAAGCGCCGACUGGGGGACCUCGAGAGCCAAUUGUUGAGGAGAGUAGCCGAGCUUGAGGAGGAGAAAACUCAGCUCUACAAUGAGACAAUGGCCCACCGGCAGCACACAGAGAACACGCUCAACUCGCUGUUGGAGAGGAUAACAGAGCUGGAGAGAAGUAACAGCGCAUUUAAAUCGCCAGAGGACUUCAAGGUUUCUCUGCCCUUGCGCACAAACUACCUCUACGGCCGCAUCAAGAAGAGUUUACCAGAAAUGUAUGCUUUCACAGUGUGUAUGUGGCUCAAGUCCAGCGCUAGUCCUGGUAUUGGAACGCCAUUCUCAUACGGAGUCCCUGGACAGGCCAAUGAGAUUGUGCUGAUAGAAUGGGGCAACAAUCCCAUCGAGCUACUUGUCAACGACAAGGUGGCUCAGCUGCCUUUAUCAGUGGGCGACGGCCGAUGGCAUCACAUCUGUAUCACCUGGACGACCAGAGACGGCUUCUGGGAGGCCUAUCAGGAUGGCGAGAAGCUGGGCACUGGGGAGAACUUAGCCCCGUGGCACCCAAUUAAACCUGGAGGAGUGAUCAUACUAGGUCAAGAACAGGAUAUUGUUGGCGGAAGGUUUGAUGCCACACAGGCUUUUGUUGGAGAGCUAAGCCAUUUCAACAUGUGGGAUCGGGUUCUCCGCCAUACAGACAUCUCUGGCAUGGCCAAUUGUUCAGCCUACAUGCCUGGCAACGUUGUGCCAUGGAUAGAUGCCAAUGUUGAGGUCUUUGGAGGAGCUACAAAAGCAGCACUUGAGAUAUGCGAGGACCGACUUUUUGACUCAUAAGUCCCUGCCUAUAUGGAUUCAAUAUUAUUUUUUUGGAGGUUAAAUUAAACACCUCACCAUGCUGCUUUGGGACCAUUUGUGGAGAGACAGUUGUUUUAUGAAACAGUAUUCACUGUGCUUAUAUUAUUCUCUCUGGCGGAUUUCUCUUUUUUCUGUUUUUUUAUUUUAUUUAGAUUUUUUGUUGUAGACAAGGUCAAUGAUUGAAGCAAUUGUGGCUUGUGAAAUGUAAAAAAAAAACACAUUCAGAACAUUCCAGUUUAAAAAUAUUUGAACAUGUGCAAGCUUUUGUGCAUUCUUGUCAAUGUUGGAUAUGUUUUUGUGUUGCAGCUUUAAAAAAAAAGAAUGAAUUUAUUAUGAGCAAAAGACUCACUGAAUUGUGAAGUACUGCUGUAUGACCGAACUGCAUGGAGGCUUUCAUUUAAGUUCAUUUGAAUGUCCUAAUGUACCUGUAGAAACAAGCAUUUAAAGCACCUUCAGCAUACUGAGGGAACCUAAGACAGGGCUUGAGCAGAAGUACUCUGCUUUUUAUUCAUGUUGCAUGAAUGAAAAAUUCUCUUCAAAUAUGCAAAGCUGUCUAUGCAGCCAAAUGUGACAAAAUAUGAUCGAUCGGGAGCUUAGUGGAAGGGGUUGUACACUUUCUUGAGCAUUCUUUGGAGCUAGGAGGACAGAGAAUUGGAAGGACGGCGAUAUUGAUUUAGAUAUUAGCGCAAUACGUUUGCGAAAGUAAAAGAGUGUUAACUUUUUGUUUGUUUUGGAUACUAGCUUUAUGAAUAAAAGAGUCACAGGUACUUUUUUAAAAUACGUUUUUAGAAAUUUAUUUUUGUCAAGGAUGAGACUUUAACCAAAAUAACUGUGUAGCCCUUGAUUCUGCUUGUGGUUAUGAAAAUUCUAAACCCUAUUAUAAAAAAAUAUAUAUUAACAAAGGGACACCUUAUUCUUUCAGAAUAAAAUGCAGACUUUGAAUUUAUAUAAUGCAAAUUACACUGCAAAAUUGAAAGUUUUGUUUGGGUCUUAUAUUUGUAUUUAUAUUCAUUUAUAGCUCUUAAGAACAUCUGAACCAUGCUGUGUUACAUUGCUAUCUCUAGCUAUUAUGUUUUAAGGUCAUUUACAGAUUUCGUCACCUCUGUGAACCUCCAUAUGCACUCCUAGUUUGCAGCAAAUAAGAGGAUUAAGAAGGCUGAUUAUUUUCUCUCUCCUGGGGUUUAAUUAGGUGCAAAGUAAGAGGAAAAUGAAGAGUUGAUUUGUAAAUUCUUAUUAUUAUUUUAUUAUAUCAUGAAAUAGUAAUGCACUGUGGUCAAUGCUUAUCCCUCCAACAAUGGGCAAGUAAGAGAACUCUCCACUGAACAUGAAUGACAGUCUACUAUAGGAAAUGGAUUUGGAUUUAAAACACUUGUUUAAUGAUGUACAAAGAAAGUGCAUGAGGGUCGGGGGGUUGGGGAACAAGCUUUUCUAUGGUGAUAUAAAAGAAGUAUUGAUGGAUUUUAAUGAAAUAGAGGUUGCUUGCGUUAUCUUCAUUUACGACGACAGCAAGGUUGAAUGCAUUAUCCCCUCAAAAGCUGAAAGAGCACCAUGCAUUAUUUUUGUAGAGUCCAUUAACGCUUGCUCGUUUUAGAGUAUUUAUUGAACUGUACAGUGCUGUUUCAAUAACGCUGUGCAAUAGCUGCACUGUGUGAGAGUUUCAUCUAUACUGAGCUUUCUGUCAUCUUUUCUACAUGCUUUUGUGGCCUACUACACUACUAGGACCCAACAGUCCUAAUGGAACUGUGUUCAAAUGUAGGAAGGAUGGUUUCGAUGACGUGUAGAAAGAAAGUCUAACAUGCUCUCUUAAAUGAUUUGUAUGCAGUAAGCAAGCAAAAAGUACAAUAGGUCCUUUUGUUGCUUUUAAAUGAGGGAGUACUGGUAUAAAAUAAUACCAAUGGUGUAGUUGUUUUUGAUUACUGAAUGUGUGAUUAUUUUCAUUUAAAUGACUCUGUUGUCAGUGAUUAAAUUUAUUAGCACUGUGUAAGAAAGAAAAGUUAUUAAAUGUAACCUUUUGUGUCAUUUGUAUCUGUUUUGGCUAAAUAUCUAAUUUUGUUUUGUUUCUUUUUCCCCUGGAAAACUGAAUGGCCUUUUUCUGAGCAUCACUGCUUUCCUGGUUUGUCAAGAAUCUUGUCAAGGAUCUGUCUUUCUUUCUUUUCUGAUAUGAAACAACACGCACAAUUCAGUGUUGAAAUGUAGUUGAAUAUCCUUUUGCACCCAAUAAAUCAUUUA
Silurus meridionalis is the source of this 3977-nucleotide messenger RNA. It is a transcript of the gene nptx2a, whose product is annotated as neuronal pentraxin 2a. NCBI's taxonomy places the organism in Eukaryota, Metazoa, Chordata, Actinopteri, Siluriformes, Siluridae. Bases 402 to 1727 code for a protein of 441 amino acids. The record is from RefSeq and is a predicted model, not a curated record. The transcript has 5 exons.